UUUAAAUGAAUCCUGUUAUAAAUGAAGGACUAGCCACGUUACACCGCGUAUAUACUGCGCAUGCGCCGACUGCAGGGUUGCCGCUAAAACCAACGGUCUACAGUGAAAGCGCGCGAAACUUCAGUCAUUAUAAUAUGACGUUGUAGUUCAAUCGCAGUAUAGACACGGUUCAGACGUGAGAACUUCACUCCAGUUUUUACUCCCUCCUUCAAUGCUUUUAGUCUGGCUAAUAUUUCCACAAACUGUCUGAGAAAUAAACUUUUCCUGCUUGAUUUAUAUUGCUGGUUUAUCAUGUGAAUUGUGUUCGAGUUUAAAAUAAAUCAAAUAACUUAAUUGUCGACUCGUUUCUUUGGCUUGUGAAUGUGUGAGGAAAAGAGUUUAUUUAGCGCUUCCGCAGCGCGCGCCUCUCUCGUCUCGUGCUCGAGCGCACGCGCAGAUGAUCGUGCACGCGCUCCGGUGCCGAUGUCAUCCACCCAGUUUCAUCUCGCGCUUUCAAAUAAACCACAAUGAGUGUGUGUGUUCUGUCGCUGCUGCUGUCGCUGCUGUCGCUGGAGUCGCUGGCCGUCAGCGUCGGCCCCAGUAACUCGUCCAGCGGUCUCUGCACCGCGUCUGACCAGUGUCUUCAGUUCCAGCUGGUCUGCAGGACGCACGAGUACGAGGUGCGCCGCUACUCGUCCUCGCGCUGGGUCUCCACGGACGCGGAGGCGUAUUUCCUCGGCGUUGGAGCCGCCAUGGCCUUCAGACGCCUCUAUCAUUACAUCUCUGGAGCCAAUAAAGAGGGCGUGACGUUUGAGAUGACGGCUCCGGUGCUUGUUGAAGUUCCUGAGGAAGUGAAGAUGUGGGAACCGGCGAUCUACACGCUCAGCUUCCUGUUGCCGUCAGCCUAUCAGGAGCGUCCGCCCACUCCCACCAAUGAGAAGCUGUAUUUCACGGAGAUGCCCGACAUGGACGUGUACGUGAGGAGUUACGGCGGCUGGAUGCUGUCGAUCACGUCUCGACUCCACACACACCUGCUGAGCCGAGCGUUGACCAGAGCCCACGCGCACUUCAACCACACACACCACUACGCCGUGGGCUACGACAGUCCUCUGAAGCUGUUGAACAGGCAUAAUGAGGUGUGGUACGUGGCUGAAGGAGAGCCGGUCUGCGGAUCGAACCCGACUGACGCACACUAAACGGGUAACACAAACUUAUUGAG
Rhinichthys klamathensis goyatoka is the source of this 1198-nucleotide messenger RNA. RefSeq names its product heme-binding protein soul5, like (gene soul5l). Lineage: Eukaryota; Metazoa; Chordata; Actinopteri; Cypriniformes; Leuciscidae. The record is from RefSeq and is a predicted model, not a curated record. The coding region runs from base 507 to 1175 and encodes 222 amino acids. Gene Ontology annotation, cellular component: cytoplasm. The transcript has 7 exons.